This is a messenger RNA of Rotaria sp. Silwood1, 606 nucleotides long. The record is from the annotation of a GenBank genome assembly. Lineage: Eukaryota; Metazoa; Rotifera; Eurotatoria; Philodinida; Philodinidae.
AUGCGUCGUUCAACAAUUGAUUCAUUAGUACAAGAAAAUCCAACUAAUUAUACAUAUUCAAAUUCUCAAAUACAAACAAAUGUCUUAAGAUGUGCACAUUGUUUUGCACCUAAAUCAAAUGAUUUAUAUACACGAUUUUGUACGGAAUGUGGUCUACCUUGGCAAAAACUAACUCAUAAUCCACCGGAUAAUUAUUCAACAAGAAUUCUAUGUCCUCAUUGUAAAUCAACAAAUUCAAUACAUUUACCAACAUGUUAUAUUUGUGAAAAUGUAUUAAUGCCAACAUCGACAUCACCAGUAAACAAAAAAAAAAUCUUAUUUAUUUUUUUUCCGUAUUUAUAUUUCAAUAGGAAAAAACGAACUUCAAUUUCAAUUCCAACAAUAUCAAAACAAACAAAUACAAUGAUGAUAACAUGUUCAAAAUGUUUUCGUUUAAAUAAUCUUAAUGCUCGUUUUUGUGAUUGGUGUGAUGCAUAUCCUGAACAUACAUCUACAUCAAUACAACGUACAAAAUGUCAUACUAAUAAUGAUUCAUUUGGAAAAUUUUGUUCAACAUAUGGAUGUGUUCUUGAACCACCAUUACGUAUUAUUGAUACACGUCUUUAA